AUGCCUGUUGAACUACGCAAGCGCAAGGCUCAUCAGUUGCCCGUUGCAGCUCCACUGACCAAAAAGUCAGCAAAGACCAAGGCUGUGCCCGAGAAGGACGAUAAGGAACCUGUCGCCAAGUCUAAGGCUUCUCCUCCCAAGAAGGCUGCUGAGAAGGAGGACGAAGUGGAGGAGAAGGAAGAGAAGAAGGAAGAGAAGAAGGAAGAGAAAAAGGAAGAGAAGAAGGAAGAGAAGAAGGAAGAGAAAAAGGAAGAGAAAAAGGAAGAGAAAAAGGAAGAGAAGAAGGAAGAGAGGAAAGAGGAGGAGGAGGAGGAGGAGGAGGAGAAGAAGCAGGUUGCUGUUGGGGAUACCAUCAGCCUCGACGGCUUCGGCGGGGAGAUUGAGACGAAUGAUGGCGAGAAGACCACCCUCAAGAAGCUGGUCGACGAGAGCAAGGCUGGUGUCGUGCUGUUUACUUACCCCAAGGCUUCUACUCCAGGCUGCACCAAGCAAGUCUGCUUCUUCCGUGACUCGUACGAGUCCCUCACAGCCGGGGGCCUGGCCAUCUACGGCCUGAGCGCCGACUCGACCAAGGCCAACACCGGCUUCCGCACCAAGCAGAAGCUGCAGUACCCUCUCCUGUGCGACCCUGCCUCUACCCUGAUAGAGGCCAUCGGUCUCAAGAAGACGCCCAGGGGAACCCAGCGCGGCGUGUUUGUCGUCGGCAAGGAUGGCAAGGUGCUCGUGGCCGAGGCUGGCAGUCCUGUCGGCACGGUCGACAGGGUCAAGAAGUUGGUUGACGAGGGAAAGUAG
Messenger RNA from Geosmithia morbida, 792 nucleotides. Its product is annotated as peroxiredoxin Q/BCP. The record is from RefSeq and is a predicted model, not a curated record. Gene Ontology annotation, biological process: cell redox homeostasis; cellular response to oxidative stress. Gene Ontology annotation, cellular component: cytoplasm. Lineage: Eukaryota; Fungi; Ascomycota; Sordariomycetes; Hypocreales; Bionectriaceae. Gene Ontology annotation, molecular function: thioredoxin peroxidase activity. Bases 1 to 792 code for a protein of 263 amino acids. The transcript has 2 exons.